CAACAAAAUCCUUUGGUGUCUUCAAAAGCCCGGAGUGAAAAAAAGUGACGGUGACAGUAAAGUAACCGUAAGGAGUAAGAAUCGUGUUGUGACCGUUUUUGAAGAGUAAGAAAAGUCGGGAGACAGUGUAAUUUAUGCAAAAGACAGAAGAUGAUCUCCUUUAGUGAAAUAUUUCUUCGCGUUAUCGUAAGCGUUAGUGUGGUGUUAAUUUAUAGAUUUACAGUGACGUUCGCGUCGAGCAGUUUAAAACCUGUAGAUUACACCGGUGACACAUUCUCUGAUGUUCAGAAAACAAAUCAUUUCGUCAUGUUUUAUGCACCAUGGUGCGGACACUGCAAAAACUUGGCCCCCACAUGGGACCAGUUGGCCGAAAAGUAUCACAAGGAUGACAACAGUGGGUUGACGAUAGGAAAAGUUGACUGCGUAAAGGAAACCGCUUUGUGUUCAGAACAGGAUGUAACAGGUUAUCCCACUUUGAAAUUUUUCAAGGCGGGUGAAAAUGAAGGCGUGAAAUAUAGAGGAACAAGAAGUUUGAAAGCUUUUUCGACUUUCAUAGAGGAGCAAUUAGGUAUCACAGUCCAGGACAGUGAAACUCAGCCUAAGGUACCUGAACCAGUUAGUGGGCUUGUAGAACUAACGGAAGACACAUUUGAAGACCAUGUGGCGAAGGGUAGACAUUUUGUCAAAUUUUAUGCACCUUGGUGUGGCCAUUGCCAAAAAUUAGCUCCGACGUGGGAGGAACUUGCCAAGUCUUUGGAACAUGACACAUCUGUUGUAAUUUCGAAAAUUGACUGUACAGCCCAUAGAUCUGUGUGCAAUGAUUUUGAGAUCAAAGGGUAUCCAACCUUACUGUGGAUUGAGGAUGGAAAGAAGGUGGAUAAAUAUCAGGGACCGAGAACGAUUGAGGAACUGAAGGCAUUUGUUUCAAAGAUGGUUGGUUCAGAUGCUUCCCAAGCAACAAGGAGUUCUGAUGUACAAGACUCUUCUCCAGUUGUAUCCUUCUCAGGAGAAAAUUUUGAACAUGGUAUCGCUCGUGGACUAACAUUUGUAAAAUUUUUUGCCCCAUGGUGUGGUCACUGCAAAAGAUUGGCUCCUACAUGGGAGGAGCUGGGCAAGAAAUUUGCAUCUAACUCACUAGUCAAGAUUGUGAAAGUGGAUUGUACUUCAAAUUCUAAUAAGGAUUUAUGUAAUGAUGAAGAGGUGGAUGGUUUUCCUAGCCUCUUUCUGUACAAAGAUGGGAAACGGAUAGCAGAAUACAAUGGUUCACGUACUCUGGAUGACUUAUAUGAGUUUGUUUCUAAACACAUGCCACAUGAUGAGCUGUGAAAUAAGACUGAUGUAUUAGACUAGAUAUGUUAAAGAAGUACCAAGCUGUACACUUGAUAUUGAGAGUGGUAUCAACAUUAAUCUUAUUUUUCUAGAAUACAUGUCGGUUCUGAAUUUUA
Schistocerca americana (American grasshopper) is the source of this 1445-nucleotide messenger RNA. RefSeq names its product thioredoxin domain-containing protein 5 homolog (gene prtp). Gene Ontology annotation, cellular component: endoplasmic reticulum. NCBI's taxonomy places the organism in Eukaryota, Metazoa, Arthropoda, Insecta, Orthoptera, Acrididae. Gene Ontology annotation, biological process: protein folding. Bases 151 to 1326 code for a protein of 391 amino acids. Gene Ontology annotation, molecular function: protein disulfide isomerase activity. The transcript has 8 exons. The record is from RefSeq and is a predicted model, not a curated record.